Molecule: messenger RNA, 333 nt
Organism: Colletotrichum destructivum
Lineage: Eukaryota; Fungi; Ascomycota; Sordariomycetes; Glomerellales; Glomerellaceae
Exons: 4
Coding region: 1-333 (110 amino acids)
Source: RefSeq, a predicted model, not a curated record
AUGACUGACCAAGAGGCAGCAGCGCCGCCACCCAACAACGUAUUGCCCGAUCUGCAGCACCCAACAGACAUUUUGCACACCAUCAACUUCGUUUCACAGCUUCUGGCAAUUGUGUUGGUCAGUUUCUUUAUGGUCUUGCGUUUGUACGUAAAGAUCUUCAUUGCACCACCGUACUACACUGAUGACUGGAUGGCAUUGAUAGCAUGGAUCCUAUCUCUUGGUUACAACGCUGCUGCACUUGUUGAUGGCUACUUUGGCGGCGGUUUUCACAUCUUUGAAAUUUCGAAGGAAAACUUUAAAGGAUACAAAAAGGUAUUUCCCCUUGUCUUCUAG